This is a messenger RNA of Hibiscus syriacus, 395 nucleotides long. RefSeq names its product oleosin S1-2-like. The record is from RefSeq and is a predicted model, not a curated record. The transcript has a single exon. Gene Ontology annotation, cellular component: membrane; monolayer-surrounded lipid storage body. NCBI's taxonomy places the organism in Eukaryota, Viridiplantae, Streptophyta, Magnoliopsida, Malvales, Malvaceae. Gene Ontology annotation, biological process: lipid storage. Bases 21 to 395 code for a protein of 124 amino acids.
GAAAACAGAAGUGUAGAUCAAUGGGAGAAAGGCUUCAACAACAGCAAACAGGAAGGUCAAUGAUGUUGGCAGCAAUGGCUGGUGUGGCCCUGACUGCACCGCUGCUGGGAAUGAUGGGGUUCGGCUUCUUGGCAACAUCAACACUGCUAUUUAUAAGCUUACCUCUGCUGCUACUGUUCAGUCCUCUGCUACUUUUUGUUGGGUUGGUUUUCACGGUUGCCUUGGCCGGUUUCGCCAUUGCUGCAACCAUGGCUUUUGCAGGUGUAUCGGCUCUAGUGUGGAUGUAUAGAGAGAUAAGAAGAGAUAGUUUAGGAGCUGGUUCCAGUGAAGCAUUUGCACCAAAACUGGCAAGAGAUAUCUACCAUCUGAAACACUGGUCUGGUCUGGUCUGUUAA